CGUCGUGUUGUAAUCAUGUCUGGAAGAGGUAAAGGAGGAAAAGGACUUGGGAAAGGAGGCGCUAAGCGUCACCGUAAAGUGUUGCGUGAUAAUAUCCAGGGAAUCACCAAACCCGCCAUCCGUCGUCUCGCUCGCCGCGGCGGUGUCAAGCGUAUCUCCGGUCUGAUCUACGAGGAGACUCGCGGUGUGUUGAAGGUGUUUCUGGAGAACGUGAUCCGUGAUGCCGUCACCUACACCGAGCACGCCAAGAGAAAGACCGUCACUGCCAUGGACGUUGUGUACGCGCUGAAACGACAGGGACGAACUCUGUACGGCUUCGGAGGAUAAACGUCUUUAUUAUCAUCAGACAAACCCAACGGCUCUUUUAAGAGCCACACACACUCUCACACGAAGAGUCAAUGUUUCAACUUUUGAAGAUUAUGUUAACAUCAAGUAAAAUUUAAUUAGAACUGUUAAGAUUAUUAUAAAAUGUACUGCAUUAUUUCCGCCGCGGUUUACGAAUUUCACGAACAAAAUUCAAGCAGAUGUGAUGAUGCAGGAUAUAUGAAAAUGUACAUUUUAACUUUGAAAUGUAUUCGGGUAAAGGUGAUGGAUUUAUGGAAAAAGGUUUCUUUAUGUCUAAUAAAGAUUAUCUGUGCACAAUGUUUUCUAAAGAACCACUUCAAUAAUACAAUUUGUAAAUAAGCAAAAUGAGCGGGAAAACUGAACAAAGGAAACCAACUGAAUAUUGCGGGGGAUGAUGAUUUUCAAACAUGAUGUGAUAAGUGGGACUUGGAUAUGGAAGCCUCUGAUUGGCUCUUAUUCCUUCCCAUUAAACUUGUAGCUGUCCAAUGAAAUCAUAUAGUGGGUGUGGCCAAUAAAAACACGCAAUCAGAGUGCGCAUUGACU
Xyrauchen texanus (razorback sucker) is the source of this 888-nucleotide messenger RNA. RefSeq names its product histone H4. The transcript has a single exon. Gene Ontology annotation, molecular function: protein heterodimerization activity; DNA binding; structural constituent of chromatin. Lineage: Eukaryota; Metazoa; Chordata; Actinopteri; Cypriniformes; Catostomidae. Gene Ontology annotation, cellular component: nucleosome. Gene Ontology annotation, biological process: nucleosome assembly. The record is from RefSeq and is a predicted model, not a curated record. Bases 16 to 327 code for a protein of 103 amino acids.